This is a messenger RNA of Dentiscutata erythropus, 936 nucleotides long. NCBI's taxonomy places the organism in Eukaryota, Fungi, Glomeromycota, Glomeromycetes, Diversisporales, Gigasporaceae. The record is from the annotation of a GenBank genome assembly.
AUGUCUGUGUUUAAAUUGCAAAAUAAAACUUUUGAUAUCAAUGCUAAGCAUAGAUAUUUGAAUUUCACAGCUUAUCAUUUUGAUAGGAAACAGUUUAAUUCUUUGGUAGAAAAGUAUUUUAAAAGUGAUAAAAAUCCUUUCCGUUAUAUCAAAUAUCAAUAUGAGAGAAACUACAAUCCUCAACAAGAUCAAAUAGAUAUCCACAUCCAGGGUGUUUUAAUUCUUAAAAAUGCAACAAGAAUCGGGAAAUAUUUAAAAGCUGGUGAAAAAAAUAGAAAAAAAGACAGUAUUUCAGGUGUCAAAGGUCUUCUACAAAUGAAUAGAACUCAUUUUGAAGGUGUUGCAAGUAUUGAAGAUUCUGUUCUUUAUACUGGAAAAGACUAUAACAAAUGUUCAUUGCAUCACAAAAAAUCCAUUAAUCCAAAUGAUUCAAAAAGUAAGAUUAUUUUAUGUCGAUGUGAUUAUUUUAAUUUAGAAAAACAUUGUGAAUGGUGUAAUGAAGGGUGUAAACCUUAUAGAACUUCGGCAAAAUAUGAUUCUGAUUCUGGACCUUUUGAAUUUGGAACUUAUAAAACAAAAAAUUUUAGUAAUAUUAGUUCAGAUGAUUCAGAUUAUACAUAUAAAAAAAAGAAAGGCAAAUCAGUUGUUGAUUCUGUUAUUAAAAAUUUAAUAGCAGAAAAAGAAUCAGCAGAUCUUGAACAAGCUAUUAUCCAGUCAAAUUACAUAGAUUUAAGCAACAAGUCGCAAGAUCCAGAAGAAUUUUUCUCAGAAUCAGAAUUGUACGAAUCAGAUGUUAUACUUGAUAUCUCUGAAGAUAAACCAAAAAAUACCAAGAAACGCAAGCUAAUUAAUGAUGAUGCUUCUAAAGAUUUUAAACAAAAAAACAAGGAUAAUCCAGAAUUUAAACGGUUAAAAGGUUUAUUAAAAAAAUUAUAA